UCUAAGGGAUGGUCUUAAAUCAAACAGGCAUACACAGUCCACACCGAGCAGGUUAAGCCAAGAAGCAGGAGAAGUGGCGGGGUGGGGUAACCAGUGGAAUUUCCUUCUAAGAGGAUUAUCACCGUCGUUAUCUCGCCGCCGGCCUGAUCAACGGGUGCCAGGUUUGCCGGUUGGAAUAAAACAACUCACCAUAACCUAGCGGCAGAAGAAAUGGGUCGGACUUGCUCUCUCCACGAAUAUGUAGAUCUUUAAUGUUGGCGCGCCAAGAUGACCUAUGGUAUUUUUUACCUGCUGGGAGCGCACGGGAAUCCGUCAACCGGAGUCCAUCUGUACCAGAGAGCGGUUUCCUGAGGUGGUUGUUGACGGGCAGCUUUUGACAUGAAGACGAGACCUGCGGGGAUCGGCAAUGUCAACGCCGACUGGAUGGGUUCACUCCCCUCCAAGCUCAGUGCCAUGCCCCUCAAACACCUCGCCGUGCCAGGGUCUCAUGACUCUUUCACUUACUGGGUGGAUGUGCGUGCUCCUGUUGGCCCCGAUCAGAAGGCUUAUGUUAAGUACCUGGCCACCAUGUUCAGUGUCUUAGCCAAGAAAGUCAUGGUGAAGUGGUCCAUGACACAGAACCUGUCUUUUAAGGAGCAACUGGAUGCAGGAAUUCGCUACUUUGAUCUCAGGGUGUCCUCCAAACCAGGCGAGCCUGGAAAUGAGAUCUACUUUAUUCAUGGCCUCUUUGGACACAAGGUGAGAGACUGCCUGUUAGAAAUCAACCUUUUCCUUGGCAGACAUAGGAAAGAGGUAGUGUUUCUGGACUUCAACCAUUACUAUGCGAUGGGGGCAGAGCACCACGUGUACCUCAUUAACAUGCUCCAGGAGGUGUUUGGCGGCAAGCUGUGCAACAACUGUGCCGUGGAGACCAUCACUCUGGACUACCUCUGGGAGAAGAAAUACCAGGUGAUCGUGUUCUACCAUCAUCCUUUGGGUCAGGGCGUCUCUGUCAUGUGGCCUGGCAACAAGAUCCCUGCUCCCUGGGCAAACACCACUGAACCCAACAAGCUUAUACAGUUCCUGGAAACUACACUGAAGGAAAGAGCCAAACAGGGGUCCUUCCACGUGUCACAGGCAAUCCUGACUCCCACGGUCAACACUGUGGCCAAGGGCCUGGUCUGGGGGCUACGCAACUAUUUGGUGGAGAGAAAUCUACCAACCAUUAUCUCCUGGGUUGAGGCCCAGAGGCCGGGAGUGGGCGGCGUCAACAUCAUCACCUCUGACUUUGUGGAACUCACCGACUUUGCCAACAUUGUCAUCCAACUGAAUAACCUACUGCUGUCCGAUCAGGACCGCAAGCCAAGAUGACACCGGCUUUCACAACAGGACGAGGGCGCGCCCACAGUGAACUUUUAGCUCUCCUUCGAGCUGUUAGAGCUUCAGUGUUUCCACAGAGGACACUCACGAUUAAGAUGCAUGAGGGUUCUCGGUGAGCCUGUCACAAAGCCUUUAAACCUUGCAGGAACUCAUCAGAUAAUAUGCAGUUACAUUUUUGAUUAUGGUGCAUCGUCUCAGGCCCAGUGUUGCGAGUAAAAAGAGGACAGAGUUGAAAUAGAGAAAAACAGACAUGCCCAGUGGCUUUUCCUUUCCCCACCUUCAUAACCCAUAAUCCUGUCAUACCACAGCUCUAGCUGCCUUUGUAGAUACCUUUUCCUCCAUUCCCUCUUGUGGGCAAAAACUGGAAAUAUACACCGAUCAGGCAUAACAUUAUGACCACCUUCCUAAUACUCUGUUUGUCUACCUUGUGCAAAAGUCCAAAAAGGUUUUACUCAUGAGACGACAGACAUGAGGCCUUGUGAGGGGACCUUUAGGUCCUAUGGGUUGAGGGGAGGGGCCUCUGUAGAUCAUCCCACAGAUACUCGAUCAGUUUGGGAUCUAGUGAAUUUAGAGGCCAGGUCAACACCUUGUGCUGUUUUUAUAGGGGUGCCUGGUCUGGUCUAGCUGUGUGGUACAUGUCUAAGUAUGUUACCUGGAUGAAUAUACAGCAUAGGGAUUUAACAUCUGGUUGUUUUGGACUUUUGCCGUUGUUGGUUUUGUUCCUUGUUAUUUUUAGUUACUGAACCUAUAACUUAAAACCUCCUGUUUUACAGGCUACUUAUAGAUGUGUUAAAACACAAAGACAACAUAUCUGUAUAAAUUCUCAGUCAUCCAGAACAUAUUAAAUCAAAAAAACAAAAAACAAAGCUAAAACAAAAGGAACUGGACUUAGUGGGUGGUGUAAUGUCUUCAGGGAAACACAAGUGGACAGUGGAAUUUGUUUAUGCUGUAUUCCAUGCACACUAAUAAUUGUUUGACCAGUGAACUAAAGUUGGCUUUUUUAACUUUGCA
Molecule: messenger RNA, 2370 nt
Organism: Mugil cephalus (flathead mullet)
Lineage: Eukaryota; Metazoa; Chordata; Actinopteri; Mugiliformes; Mugilidae
Gene: plcxd2
Product: phosphatidylinositol-specific phospholipase C, X domain containing 2
Exons: 8
Coding region: 379-1350 (323 amino acids)
Biological process (GO): lipid metabolic process
Molecular function (GO): phosphoric diester hydrolase activity
Source: RefSeq, a predicted model, not a curated record